Molecule: messenger RNA, 1872 nt
Organism: Mercenaria mercenaria
Lineage: Eukaryota; Metazoa; Mollusca; Bivalvia; Venerida; Veneridae
Exons: 2
Coding region: 1-1872 (623 amino acids)
Source: RefSeq, a predicted model, not a curated record
AUGGGAACAUGUUGUAACGCUUGUUCCUUAUCUAACUAUAUCAAUCGUGCUGAAACGGGAGCAUGUUGUAACGCUUGUUCCUUAUCUAACUAUAUCAAUCGUGCUGAAACGGGAGCAUGUUGUAACGCUUGUUCCUUAUCUAACUAUAUCAAUCGUGCUGAAAUGGGAGCAUGUUGUAACGCUUGUUCCUUAUCUAACUAUAUCAAUCGUGCUGAAAUGGGAGCAUGUUGUAACGCUUGUUCCUUAUCUAACUAUAGCAAUCGUGCUGAAAUGGGAGCAUGUUGUAACGCUUGUUCCUCAUCUAACUAUAUCAAUCGUGCUAAAAUGGGAGCAUGUUGUAACGCUUGUCAUUUAUCUAACAAUAUCAAUCGUGCUAAAAUGGGAGCAUGUUGUAACGCUUGUUCCUUAUCUAACUAUAUCAAUCGUGCUAAAAUGGGAGCAUGUUGUAACGCUUGUCAUUUAUCUAACAAUAUCAAUCGUGCUGAAAUGGGAGCAUGUUGUAACGCUUGUUCCUUAUCUAACUAUAUCAAUCGUGCUGAAAUGGGAGCAUGCUGUAACGCUUGUUCCUUAUCUAAUUAUAUCAAUCAUGCUGAAAUGGGAGCAUGUUGUAACGCUUGUUCCUUAUCUAACUAUAUCAAUCGUGCUGAAAUGGGAGCUGAAAUGGGAGCAUGUUGUAACGCUUGUUCCUUAUCUAACUAUAUCAAUCGUGCUAAAAUGGGAGCAUGUUGUAACGCUUGUCAUUUAUCUAACAAUAUCAAUCGUGCUAAAAUGAGAGCAUGGUGUAACGCUUGUUCCUUAUCUAACUAUAUCAAUCGUGCUAAAAUGGGAGCAUGUUGUAACGCUUGUCAUUUAUCUAACAAUAUCAAUCGUGCUAAAAUGGGAGCAUGUUGUAACGCUUGUUCCUUAUCUAACUAUAUCAAUCGUGCUGAAAUGGGAGCAUGUUGUUACGCUUGUCAUUUAUCUAACAAUAUCAGUCGUGCUGAAAUGGGAGCAUGUUGUAACGCUUGUUCCUUAUCUAACUAUAUCAAUCAUGCUGAAAUGGGAGCAUGUUGUAACGCUUGUUCCUUAUCUAACUAUAUCAAUCGUGCUAAAAUGGGAGCAUGUUGUAACGCUUGUCAUUUAUCUAACAAUAUCAAUCGUGCUAAAAUGGGAGCAUGUUGUAACGCUUGUUCCUUAUCUAACUAUAUCAAUCGUGCUAAAAUGGGAGCAUGUUGUAACGCUUGUCAUUUAUCUAACAAUAUCAAUCGUGCUGAAAUGGGAGCAUGUUGUUACGCUUGUUCCUUAUCUAACUAUAUCAAUCAUGCUGAAAUGGGAGCAUGUUGUAACGCUUGUUCCUUAUCUAACUAUAUCAAUCGUGCUAAAAUGGGAGCAUGUUGUAACGCUUGUCAUUUAUCUAACAAUAUCAAUCGUGCUGAAAUGGGAGCAUGUUGUAACGCUUGUUCCUUAUCUAACUAUAUCAAUCGUGCUAAAAUUGGAGCAUGUUGUAACGCUUGUUCCUUAUCUAACUAUAUCAAUCGUGCUAAAAUGGGAGCAUGUUGUAACGCUUGUUCCUUAUCUAACUAUAUCAAUCGUGCUAAAAUGGGAGCAUGUUGUAACGCUUGUCAUUUAUCUAACAAUAUCAAUCGUGCUGAAAUGGGAGCAUGUUGUAACGCUUGUUCCUUAUCUAACUAUAUCAAUCAUGCUGAAAUGGGAGCAUGUUGUAACGCUUGUUCCUUAUCUAACUAUAUCAAUCGUGCUAAAAUGGGAGCAUGUUGUAACGCUUGUCAUUUAUCUAACAAUAUCAAUUGUGCUGAAAUGGGAGCAAUAUUGUUUUCCUAUGGUUACGUUAUGGGUCCACGCUGGGAUGCUUGGAACCAGCUUAAACAUCCAUAG